AUGUGGUUGGUUGCAAAAAACAGUUCCCUGCUGUCACCUGAUCUGACACUGAUCCUUUUGCCUAUUUCUUUAAGAAAUUUAAGGGUGUUGGGGUCCAUCGGGCCGAGAACCUCGAUGCAUAUUGGCAAGAAUUCCAUCGAGGGGAGGGCAUUCCCAUAUUUUUUCAUUUUCUCGUCCGCUGCCCUGGCCGCGGCCAAACCGCAUUCUUUACUUGUCAGUUGGAUAUUUUCAAGCACACAGACACGCAGGAACCGCUGCAACAAGCACGAAAUUUGGUUAGUUGCGAAAAACAGUUCCCUGCUGUCGCCUGGUCUGACGCUGAUCAUUUUGCAUAUUUCCUUAAGAAAUUUAAGGGUGUUGGGGUCCAUCGGGCCGAGAACCUCGAUGCAUAUUGGCAAGAAUUCCAUCGAGGGGAGGGCGUUCCCAUAUUUUUUUCAUUUUCUCGUCUACUGCCCUGGCCGCGGCCAAACCACAUUCUUUACUUGUCAGGUUUACGUAUCGUUCGGCGAGGGUGCCAGGGACCGUAACAUCCCACGCCAAACAUCUGCCGGCUCUCCAAGAAAUAACCAGACAGACAGACAUGAGCAUUUUGUUUAUGGCAACGUACGUUUAUAUCGCUUGAAUAAUUUAUAA
Molecule: messenger RNA, 633 nt
Organism: Helobdella robusta
Lineage: Eukaryota; Metazoa; Annelida; Clitellata; Rhynchobdellida; Glossiphoniidae
Exons: 3
Coding region: 1-633 (210 amino acids)
Source: RefSeq, a predicted model, not a curated record